This is a messenger RNA of Triticum turgidum subsp. durum (durum wheat), 348 nucleotides long. Lineage: Eukaryota; Viridiplantae; Streptophyta; Magnoliopsida; Poales; Poaceae. The record is from the annotation of a GenBank genome assembly.
AUGGCGGCGGCGCGGGGACAAAAGGCGCUGGCGACGCUGGUGAGGUCGCUGCGGAGCGAUUCCAUCUCCAACUCCAAUGCUCCCAGGCUCAGGCACCUCCCGUCUCUCAGGAGGACCUUCUCGCUCUACGACCAGAUCAACCUCAUCGACAACGUCCCCGAAGACCAGCUCCGCUUCCAAACUUACGAUGACACUGGAUUCAAGAUUAACAAUGUAAAGUAUGAAGGGAGCUUGCUGAUAGUAGAAAACAAGAUACUGACCUGGACACCCAAAACAUUUGCGGAUAUAACUGCUGAAAGUUUAUCAAUCUUCAAAAUUGUGCACCCAAUCCCAGCCAGUCAGUCCUGA